AGCCAUAACAAAACAUGGAGAAGACUGGCACAGAGAAAUUGACAAACUUGUCAAGAAACCUAAAGCGGAAGUUGAUGAGAUGAAAAAGACACAGUUACAAACUCUACAGAAACAUCUGGAUGAAAUAAAGAAGACAAUGUCUGACAUCAAGGAUGAAAUCAUUUCAGUUGAUGUUGCAGUGGAUUCUAAUGACAUUUCUAAACUAUUCAGUGUAACAUCUGAUAUGAAGACACAAAUAUAUCUUCCAGAAAAAAUAAUACCAUCUUUGCCGAAAUUUACACCUAGAAUAAUCCAAGGCACAGAACUUGGUAAACUGUUUGGAGCCUUAUCAUCAAGUUCUUUAACUUCAGAUAAACAUGGCUACAGCAUGAAGACAACGCAGAAAUCACCAGAAGCUAGAUCCUCUCCUCCAGUCAAACAGCUGCUUGAUGAACCAGAGACUGUCAUCACCAUAGACACUGGGUAUGGAGGCCUUUACAAUGUGGCAUGUCAUAGUGAUAAAGAAAUCUGGACAAGUGGACCUGAAAGCACCAUGAAACUCUUUGGCAUCAAUCAGGGAUCACUACUCAAGUCAAUCAGAACCAAGUCUGGAUUCUAUCCAUCUAACAUAACAGUGACAAAAAGUAGAGAUCUAGUUUAUACUGAUCACAAUGAAAGAACUGUGAACAUUGUGAAGAAUGAGAAGAUAGAGGAGGUGAUCAGACUACAGAACUGGAUACCUCGCGGUGUCUGUAGUACCUCCUCUGGUGACCUCCUGGUUAUCAUGGACAGUGAUUACAAACAAACAAAAGUUGUCCGUUACUCUGGCUCCACAGAGAAACAAACCAUUCAGUUUGGUGAUAAAAGUAAACCUCUCUAUUCACCAAGUUCUUUUUAUCUAAGAUGCAUUACUGAGAGCAGGAACCAGGAUAUCUGUGUGCCUGAUGAUAAAAUUAAUGCAGUAGUGGUGGUCAAUCAGGCCGGGAAACUGAGAUUCAGGUACACUGGACAUACUCCUGCUCCAAAGAACAAACCAUUCAGUCCACGAGGAAUCACCACAAACAGUCAGAGUCACAUCCUUACAGCUGAUAUUAACAAUGACUGUGUCCACAUCAUAGACCAGAAUGGACAGUUCCUCCGUUAUAUAGACUGUGAACUGAGUUAUCCCUGUGGACUGUGUGCAGAUACAAAUGACAAUCUGUUGCUGAAUAUAGUAACAAACAAGUAAAGAAAAUCAAAUAUCUGCAGUAAAGCUAUAAUUAA
Molecule: messenger RNA, 1242 nt
Organism: Saccostrea cuccullata (small rock oyster)
Lineage: Eukaryota; Metazoa; Mollusca; Bivalvia; Ostreida; Ostreidae
Exons: 1
Coding region: 80-1207 (375 amino acids)
Biological process (GO): negative regulation of translation; protein polyubiquitination; proteasome-mediated ubiquitin-dependent protein catabolic process
Molecular function (GO): translation repressor activity; ubiquitin protein ligase activity
Source: RefSeq, a predicted model, not a curated record